AUGGAACAAAACAGUUGUUGCAGUGUCAGAGAUCCUUUUUUAGCGCCUUUAGAUAAAAAAGAUCUAGCAGAGGCGGCGAAAGCACAAUUUUUGCGAGAUCAUAGUGACCAUUUUGCCCUUGUGAGGGCGUAUGAGGGUUGGAAAGUGGCUGAACAUGCACUUGGUGGAUAUGAAUAUUAUACUGGUCUUGUCGAGGGCAAUAUGGUCAUUUUCAAUGCUUGGAGUUAUGACGAAAAUCUCAUUCGUUUAGUUAUCUGCUAUGGAUUGUAUCCCGGAAUUUCCUCCGUUAUCCAUAAUGAAAAGUCAUUCUCGCUGAAAACCAUGGAGGAUGGUCAGGUGCUUUUACACUCGGUAGGGAUUGUAACUGAAAACGAAAGAGAUGAAAGAAAACUGGAGAAGUUAUCUUUGAGAAAACAGUUGAGAUUGAAAAGUCAACAACAGCAAGGUUUGACUUUGACUCCAGUGUGUGAUACUGAUGCUGAAUAUCUGUAUAAUCACUUAUACAUGUUUGAUCUUGAAACUUUUAAUGUCUUUUUUAUAAUAGAGUUGGCAAGAGGACUACUGAAGGGAUUCUUAAAGACAGAUGGAAUGCCUUAA
Messenger RNA from Lactuca virosa, 597 nucleotides. Lineage: Eukaryota; Viridiplantae; Streptophyta; Magnoliopsida; Asterales; Asteraceae. The record is from the annotation of a GenBank genome assembly.